AUGGGGGAUUCACCUAUGUUUUUCAGCGAGGGAUUUAGAGCGAGAAAUUGGGAAUUCAUUUUUGGGGUUCUUCCAGUUUCUGGCGAAAAGGACCACGGCACUGGUUCUUCCGAUCUGAAUCCAGUUUCUCACCAUGUUCAUAGAUCUCGUGAUGAACAAUAUAUUAUUGACUUAGUCACACCCACGUGUGAUCCUCAAUUGAUUCCAUUUGAGGGACAAAUAUUUCCUACAUUGGAGCUGGGUGUCAAAUUCUAUGAGGAGUACGCGGAUGCAGCUGGUUUUGAGACACGUCUAAGUACGCCCAAAAAAGCGGAAGACGGUACCAUGCUUUAUAGGUAUGUGUUAUGUAACCGAGCUGGAUUGAAGCCCAAGAAAAAAAUUCCGUCGAAUACUAAGGGAAAUGAACCUAAGAAGCAAAGGCAAACUGUAUCUAUUAGAGUUGAUUGUAUGGCACGCAUUGUCCUCCGUCAUGCUGGUAAUCGUGGAUACAGGGUCAACACCUUUGAUGAGCAUCACACGCACAAUAUGGUCCCUGAAGGUCAGCGGCAUCUUAUGAAUUCUAAGAGAAAUGUCAAUUAUAUUCAUCAAAUGAUGAUGCUUACUGGAAUGAAAGCGAAUAUCGGGCCUAUGAAGACAUUUAGAUUUUAUAAGGAACUAGUCGGUGGAUACGAUGAUGUGGGCUGUACUGCACAAGAUUUCAAGAAUUAUGGUCGUGACCUAAGGGCGUUUUCCGAUGGAGUUGAUGCCCGCAUAUUAGUAGAUAAUUUCAGGGAUAAACAAGAGAGUUGUCCAGGUUUUAAGUUCUCCUUUGAUACAUUUGAAGAUACUACAUUGAAGAGACUGUUUUGGGUGGAUGAUUGCUCCAUCAAGAAUUUUAAAUUAUACGGGGAUGCUGUUUCUUACGAUGCUACAUACCGAACCAACAAGUACAAAUUGAUAUUCACUCCUUUCACUGGCAGAGACAAUCAUGGGAGAUGCAUAACCUUUGGUGCUGCUCUUAUUUCGAAUGAGGAUGUUGAAUCCUAUUCAUGGGUCUUCAGCAAAUUUGUUGAGAGUAUGGGAGCUCAUCCACUUAUCCUUAUAACAGAUCAAGACCCGGCAAUGAGAAAGGCCAUUGAAAAUGUAUUACCUAAUACGUCCCAUAGACUUUGCAUGUGGCAUAUAUUGAUGAAGUUUGCCGAGAAGUUGCCGAAUCACUUAAUGAAGGACUCGGAAUUGAAAGAAAAAUUCAACAAUAUUGUGUGGCCUGAUCUUGUUGAACCUUCUGUCUUUGAGGAGAAAUGGCACUGUCUCAUGGAUGAGUAUGACCUCGACGGCAAUAGAUGCCCGCCCUAA
Messenger RNA from Salvia miltiorrhiza (redroot sage), 1335 nucleotides. Its product is annotated as protein FAR1-RELATED SEQUENCE 5-like. NCBI's taxonomy places the organism in Eukaryota, Viridiplantae, Streptophyta, Magnoliopsida, Lamiales, Lamiaceae. The record is from RefSeq and is a predicted model, not a curated record. Bases 1 to 1335 code for a protein of 444 amino acids. The transcript has 4 exons. Gene Ontology annotation, biological process: regulation of DNA-templated transcription.